Cicer arietinum (chickpea) is the source of this 2984-nucleotide messenger RNA. RefSeq names its product probable alpha,alpha-trehalose-phosphate synthase [UDP-forming] 11. The record is from RefSeq and is a predicted model, not a curated record. Gene Ontology annotation, molecular function: trehalose-phosphatase activity. NCBI's taxonomy places the organism in Eukaryota, Viridiplantae, Streptophyta, Magnoliopsida, Fabales, Fabaceae. Gene Ontology annotation, cellular component: cytosol. Gene Ontology annotation, biological process: trehalose biosynthetic process.
UUAUUUUUCUUUUCUCACACAAAAACGCUCCUCUCUCAUUUUUCUUCUUCUUCUUCUUCCUCUUCUUUCUUCUUCUAUAUGGAAUGUGUAUCACACUAUCUUCAAUUUCAAUUACUCAAAUAUUCACCUAUAAUAAUCAUUUCAUUUUUUCUCCCUUAACAACCCAAAACCAAAUUUCAUUCAUAUAUUUUAUUUUCUAUUUAAAACAAUGCUUUCGAGAUCUUGUUUGGGUUUAUUAAAUCACGUAUCAGUGAAUAAUUACGAAAACCUAAGCAACGUUCCAAACGUUAUGUCGGUAAGCGAAGAAGAUUUACCAAAAACGAAUAACAACGUUUUAGUUUCUUCUUCUUCGCCUUUUUUGAGUGAACGAAGAAGAAUGAUAAUAGUGACGAAUCAGUUACCAAUAAAAGUUUCAAACGAAGGUCAAAAGUGGAAUUUCGAAUGGGAUUUUGACACCAUAGCUUUUCAGCUAAAAGACGGUUUCUCUUCAAACGUUGAAGUUUUAUACGUUGGUUCGUUAAAAACAGAGAUCGAAGUUUUCGAACAAGAUGAAGUUUCUCAGGUACUGUUUGAAAAGUUUCGCUGUGUUCCAACUUUUUUACCUUCAGAUAUUCACAACAAAUUCUACCAUGGUUUUUGUAAGCAUUAUCUAUGGCCUCUUUUUCACUACAUGCUUCCUGUGUCAAAGAGUCAAGGAUCACGUUUCGAUCGUUCUCAAUGGCUUGCUUAUGUUUCAGCGAAUCGAAUAUUCGCUGACAAGGUUACUGAGGUUAUCAACCCUGACGAGGAUUAUGUUUGGGUUCACGAUUAUCAUCUUAUGAUUUUGCCAACUUUUUUGAGGAAGCGUUUUCCUCGUGUGAAAUUGGGUUUCUUUCUUCACAACACUUUUCCCAGUUCGGAAAUUUAUCGAACAAUUCCUGUGCGUGAGGAAAUUCUAAGAGGUUUUUUGAAUUGUGAUUUAAUUGGGUUUCAUACUUUUGAUUAUGCGAGACAUUUUUUGUCUUGUUGUAGUAGGAUGUUGGGUUUGGAUUAUGAGUCUAAAAGAGGUUACAUUGGACUUGAUUACUUUGGUAGAACCGUGACCGUGAAGAUUUUACCUGUUGGGAUUCAUAUGGGUCUUCUUCAAUCGGUUUUGUCGUUGAAUCAGACUUGUAAGAGGGUUUUGGAGUUGAAGGAAGAGUUUGAAGGGAAGGUUGUGAUGUUAGGUGUUGAUGAUGUGGAUCUGUUUAAAGGUAUUGGAUUGAAGUUUUUGGCUUUAGGUAAGCUUUUGGAGCAGCAUGAGAAAUUAAGGGGUAAGGUUGUUUUGGUUCAGAUUUUGAAUCCAGCUAGGAGCAGAGGGAAAGAUAUUCAAGACGUGAAGAGUGAGAUUGAAGCUAUUGCUAAAGAGAUUAAUGGUAAAUAUGGUGAUGAUAAAGAUAACUACAAGCCAAUUGUUUGUAUAAAGGGUCCGGUUUCGACUCAGGAGAAGGUUGCAUACUAUGCGAUAUCGGAAUGUUGUAUUGUGAAUGCUGUGAGGGAUGGAAUGAAUUUGAUGCCUUAUGAGUAUACUGUUUGUAGACAAGGAAGUGUUGAAUUGGAUAAAGCACUUGGAUUGGAAAAAGAUGAGGCUAAAAAGAGUGUUAUCAUUGUUUCUGAGUUCAUUGGUUGUUCGCCUUCGCUCAGCGGUGCGAUUCGUGUGAAUCCUUGGAACAUUGAUGAUGUUUCUGAGGCAAUGAACUUGUCAACCAGAAUGGUGGAUUCUGAGAAGUGUUUGCGACACGAAAAGAAUUAUAAGUACAUAAGCUCUCAUGAUGUAGCUUAUUGGGCUAAGAGUUUUGAUCAGGAUUUAGAGAGAGCUUGCAGGGAGCAUUAUAUCAACAAGUGGUUGGUUGUUGGUUUAGGACUUAAUUUCAGAAUCAUUGCUUUGGAUCCUACUUUUAAGAAGCUUUGUGUUGAUGACAUUGUUUAUCCUUAUAGAGAUACAAAGAGUAGGUUGAUUCUUUUGGAUUAUGAUGGAACCAUGAUGCCUCAGGACACAUUAGACAAGGCUCCAAGCUCAGAUGUUAUCUCUCUCUUGAAUUGCUUAUGCAGUGAUCAUAGAAACAUAGUGUUCAUUGUUAGUGGCAGAGAUAGAGAUUGUCUUAGCAAGUGGUUUUCUCCUUGUGACAAACUUGGUCUAUCUGCAGAACAUGGUUACUUCACUAGGUGGAGUAAGGAUUCUCCUUGGAAGACAUGUGGAUUGGCAUCAGAUUUUGAUUGGAAAAAUAUUGUUGAACCGGUGAUGGCGCUUUAUACAGAAGCAACUGAUGGUUCCUUCAUUGAACAAAAGGAAAGUGCAAUGGUUUGGCAACAUCAAGAAGCAGAUCCUGAUUUUGGAUCAUGUCAAGCCAAGGAGCUUCUUGAUCACCUUGAGAGUGUGCUUGCUAAUGAGCCUGUAGUAGUCAAAAGGGGACAGCAUAUUGUUGAAGUAAAGCCUCAGGGUGUGAGCAAAGGUAUAGUGGUAGAAGACCUUAUAUCAAGCAUGAGGAAUGAAGGGAAGUCACCAGAUUUUCUGCUAUGCAUAGGAGAUGAUAGAUCAGAUGAAGAUAUGUUUGAAAGCAUUGCUAAUUUAGCAUUGCCACAUAUAUCACAAGUGUUUGCCUGCACUGUUGGUCAGAAACCAAGUAGAGCUAAAUACUAUUUGGAUGAUACUGCUGAUGUUAUCACACUGCUCCAAGGACUUGUUGAUGCAUCAGCAGAUUAACCACACUCUUCAGGAAUUUGAAAGGAACAAUGUAGAAAGAAAUCUAUACAGAAAAACUAUCUUGUACAGAAUGAAAUGAUAGAUACCUUCUUUAGGUUCAUUUGGGAAGAAAAAAGGUUGAUACUUUUAGAAAUUUAUUACAUAUUAGCUAGCUUAUUCAUGUAACUAGCACCAAUUUUUUUUUCUUUUUUUUGAAUGACAAGGAUUACAGAUUUAUGUUUUGUGAAAUGAACCUUUACCUAACAACGAUAUUUCAUGAGUA